This is a messenger RNA of Plasmodium gallinaceum, 642 nucleotides long. RefSeq names its product fam-g protein. NCBI's taxonomy places the organism in Eukaryota, Apicomplexa, Aconoidasida, Haemosporida, Plasmodiidae. The record is from RefSeq and is a predicted model, not a curated record. The transcript has a single exon. The annotation marks the transcript as partial.
GAAUCUGAAUCUAGGAUAGAGAUGACAGACAAUAUAACUGAAUCAGAAUCUAUUAAAGGGAUGAUACAAAAUAAAACAGAAUCUGAAUAUAAGAUAGAGAUGACAGACAAUAAAUCAGAAUCCGAAUCUAUGAAAGAGAUGACAGACAAUAAAACUGAAUCCGAAUCUAUGAAAAUGCUGAUAGACAAUAAAACAGAAUCUGAAUCUAAGAUAGAGAUGACAGACAAUAAAACUGAAUCUGAAUCUAGGAUAGAGAUGACAGACAAUAAAACUGAAUCUGAAUCUAGGAUAGAGAUGACAGACAAUAUAACUGAAUCAGAAUCUAUGAAAGGGAUGAUAGACAAUAAAACAGAAUCUGAAUCUAAGAUAGAGAUGACAGACAAUAAAACAGAAUCAGAAUCUAUUAAAGGGAUGAUAGAAAAUAAAACAGAAUCUGAAUCUAAGAUAGAGAUGACAGACAAUAAAAAAGAAUCCGAAUCUAUAAAAGAGAUGACAGACAAUAAAACAGAAGCUGAAUCUAGGAUGGAGAUGACAGACAAUAAAACACAAUCCGAAUCUAAGAAUGAGAAGGGAAAAAAUAAAAUAAAAAAUAGGAAAUCAAAUAUUUUAAAAUUUCUUUUUAAGAGGUUUGAUAACCAUUAA